Molecule: messenger RNA, 1080 nt
Organism: Juglans microcarpa x Juglans regia
Lineage: Eukaryota; Viridiplantae; Streptophyta; Magnoliopsida; Fagales; Juglandaceae
Product: 2-keto-3-deoxy-L-rhamnonate aldolase-like
Exons: 1
Coding region: 128-937 (269 amino acids)
Cellular component (GO): cytoplasm
Molecular function (GO): aldehyde-lyase activity
Source: RefSeq, a predicted model, not a curated record
GUUAAGAUUAGAUUGCGAUGUGACUCAUCAUCAAACAAAAUCUUCAACAAGGAUGAGUGGCAAUCGAAGCUAGAGCAGGCCUAACUGAGCAGUGAGCACUCCAAUCACGUCUCUUUAUACAACUCCCAUGGCCUCCGCCACCCCCAGAUCCCUCAAAGCUCGUCUCAACAACGGUGAAGGGCCCUUCUAUGGCCUCUUCCUCCUCAGCUUCUCACCCACCCUCGCCGAGAUCGCUGGCCAUGCAGGCUAUGACUUUGUCGUCGUCGACAUGGAGCACGGCUCCGGUGGUAUUUCCGAUGCCCUCCCUUGUCUGCUCGCCCUUGCCGCCACUGGUACCCCUGCCAUCCUCAGGAUCCCCGAUAACUCUCCCACCUGGGCCAAGAAAGCCCUCGACUUAGGCCCUCAGGGCAUCAUGAUUCCCAUGAUUGACUGCCCACUUUCCGCCCAGCAAGCCGUCUCCCAUUGCCGAUACCCACCCGCCGGAGUUCGAGGAGCAGCCUACCCGAUCGUGAGAGCCUCCAAGUACGGUAUCGACGAAGAUUACAUAAACAAGUGUGAGAGCGAGCUCUUGAUAAUGUGCCAGGUGGAGUCGGAGGAAGCCGUGAGAAAGGUAAAGGAGAUUGCUGCUGUUGAUGGGGUUGACUGCAUCAUGAUUGGGCCGUUGGAUUUGAGCGUGAGCAUGGGGUACCUGGGGGACCCAGGAAACGGGAAGGUGAAGGAGAUAAUUAGGGUGGCGGAGAAGGCGGUGCUGGAGACGAAAGCCGAGAAAGGAAGCGAUGGCGGGCGUGCAGGAGCUUAUCUGGCUGGUUUUGCAAUGCCACAGGAUGGGCCUGAGGAGCUUAAGAAGCGUGGAUACAACAUGGUGUGUGGUGCUGUUGAUGUGGGCUUGUUCAAGUCUGCUGCUGUUGAGGAUGUGAAAAGGUUUAAGAUGAAAUGACUUCUCAUGAUCACUCAGGACCCAUCCAUUUUCUUUUCGAUUUCCUGUUUGGUUUUGGGUUGUUCUUGUUGUUUUGUUUGAGGGGGAAUAGAUGAAGAGAUGAACUAUUGAUCUUACCUUCAAAUAAAGUUAAUAUUUCAUCA